This is a messenger RNA of Punica granatum (pomegranate), 1098 nucleotides long. Lineage: Eukaryota; Viridiplantae; Streptophyta; Magnoliopsida; Myrtales; Lythraceae. The record is from RefSeq and is a predicted model, not a curated record.
AGUAAUCUGAACAGCAGCCGUCAAACAGAGAAAGUCGGCCUUGGUUUUCUGUCUAAACCCAGGAAGUUAAGAACUUUUACCGUUGCUACAGGGAACCAUGGACUUCAUCAUCCAAUUCUUUUCACGCAACCGCUUCUCUUCCGCCAUUGGUAGGAGGAGAACCCAAACCUACCCCUAGCUCUGUUCUGCUCCAUACGGCUCAUCUGAUCGCAAAGCUUCUCAGCAACCAUGCCCGAAAAUUUGUUGGGCGACAUAAUGGAAACUCUCAGCGAGAGUGUCCAGAAGCAGGAGGCUGCGUCAGCGAUUCAGGAGGAGAUAUCAAAGUCAGUUAAUAGCCAAUUCAAUAGGCUAUUUGGGCGCCAGAAGUCCAUCCACCAUGUUCUUGGGGGUGGAAAGUCCGCCGAUGUCUUUCUGUGGAGAAACAAGAAAAUCUCGGGAAGUGUCUUAGUAGGUGCAACAGUUGUUUGGAUUCUCUUCGAAUGGCUUAACUAUAACUUCUUGAGUAUCGUGUGUUUUCUCCUCAUUCUGGGCAUGCUCGCCCAGUUCCUUUGGGCAAAUGCCAGUGGCUUUCUGAACAGGUCAUCAAAGGAAGUCCCUCGGCUUGUCCUGCCUGAUGAGUUGUUCAUCAACAUUGGUCAUUCAGUUGGUAUUGAAGUUAACCGAGCUCUGGCAUUUCUUCAGGAUGUUGCAGUGGGAGGAAAUCUCAAACAGUUUCUUGCGGUAGUGGGAAGCUUAUUUGCUGCUGCAAUCAUAGGUAGCUGGUUCAAUUUUCUGACAGUUUUGUAUAUUGGUUUCAUUGCUGCCCAUACGCUACCUGUUUUGUACGAGAAGUACGAAGAUCAAGUCGAUGACUUUGUGUACCAGGUCCUUGGUCAGCUUCAACAUCACUACGGGAAGCUCAAUGACGGUGUCCUCAGCAGGGUCACAAGAGGACGGUUCAAGGGCAAAAAGCACGAGUAGGGUCAUCUCUUUGUUUAUUUCUUAAGACAGAUCCCCUGAGCUGAUGGAACUUGACUCAGCCGUUACCAUUGUAAUAAAGUACUUCUGACUGCACUGAGUUUAAUAAAUAAGUUGCUGCUGUAUUCUCCAGUGUAGCUA